AUGACGCUCAUUUGGAUCAACGGUAGGAGGAGACGAAAACUUGGUUCGGAAAUAACCCUACCCAUGCAUGCCAUGUUCUUGAUGGAAGUCAAGGACUGUUUACAUGCUGCACUCAAUCGUGUGGCGGGUGUCGUGAACCACGAGACCAGCUAUCGUGAUUCACGGCCACGGGAGGAGAGAGAAGCCGACGAGAAUAAGCGACGAGAACAAGAGUUUCUGGCAUGUGCCGAUGGCUGCUUGAUCCAUGGCCACUAUUCAAUGACGUCCCGCGAGGAGACGGAAAAGGCGUUUGACUCGAUCUUGUCAACGGCAGGGAACUUUCCAAAGUUGAGCCAGGUUAAUUUGUGGCUGCAACGGCGACGACAAGUGUGGCGAACAGUUGCGUUGUAG
Molecule: messenger RNA, 390 nt
Organism: Fusarium verticillioides 7600
Lineage: Eukaryota; Fungi; Ascomycota; Sordariomycetes; Hypocreales; Nectriaceae
Exons: 2
Coding region: 1-390 (129 amino acids)
Source: RefSeq, a predicted model, not a curated record